AUGGCAAGUGUGGGAAAGUCCACAUUUAUUAACGCAUUGGUUAACUAUUUAUCAUUUGAGACAAUGGAUGCGGCAAAUAGUCAGCCCAUAUGUCUGAUACCCGUCAGGUUCUCAGUGACUGACCCAAAGACUUGGGGAUUAGUGACCGUAACAUUUGGUGAACAAGAUUUAAAUGAAAACAGCAAUGACUCGACUAAAUCUGCCACACAAUACCCCAAAUGUUAUAAAUUUCAAAACGAUAACAUUGUGCUCAAUAUAAUCGAUACGCCGGGAAUUGCGGACACGGAUGGCGUGGAUAAAGAUAAUACAAAUAUGCAAAAUAUAUUAGAUUUUAUAAAAUUGUUCACUCGUUUGAAUAAAAGCGCCGCAAAUAAUAUACUAUUCCUAUUCACAAACUCCCGGAGCACUCUCUCUAUGCCCGGCGAAUCCGGUUCCGCAUUAAUGAGUAUUUUGAAAAUUUUAAGUAAAAGACCGCCAAAUGUUAACAUCAUUUACAACCGGACGACAACCUAUUGUUUCGAUUCCGAGUCCUUUCGAUAUCUCGUGGCUUCGGUUCCGCCAAAUAAUAUACAGUUUGACCCGAAUUUAAAACCUGCGUAUGUCGAAAGUUGGAACAGAUCUGUCGAUGAAUGUCGGCGUUUAUUUAAUCACAUAAUGCGAAUGCCGGCACACAAAGUGAUGGACACCCUAUCCCUCAAUAAUACCAAACAACUCAUCGCAAUGUUGACCAAACCGUUGGCCGACAUCACGAAGAAUAUCGCGGAUAACAUAAAUCAAUGCGAAAAACAUACGCUUGAUAUCAAUGACUAUAAGGGAUCCAUUGAAGAGCUGCACAAAAAACUAUACAUACCAUCGGUUGAGAUAAUAUCCGUA
Medioppia subpectinata is the source of this 873-nucleotide messenger RNA. The record is from the annotation of a GenBank genome assembly. Lineage: Eukaryota; Metazoa; Arthropoda; Arachnida; Sarcoptiformes; Oppiidae.